Messenger RNA from Adineta steineri, 4014 nucleotides. The record is from the annotation of a GenBank genome assembly. Lineage: Eukaryota; Metazoa; Rotifera; Eurotatoria; Adinetida; Adinetidae.
UUAAUCAAGAUCUUUCCCAUCAGUUUCUUAGUUAUGCAUCGUCAAACAAUAUCAAACAUGAACAUCUAGCACUUGCUAUUUACUUUAUCUUCUUAUUUAAAUUAACGAAUGGUGAAAACGAUUUAUUUAUUUCAAUUAAUAUCGACAAUCGUUAUAGAGAUGAACUAAAAUCUAUAAUUGGACUGUUUGAGAAUGUCAUUCCACUGCGAUGUCAAUUAGAUCCUCGCUGGUCUUUCCAAUAUCUACUUGAUUAUGUUCGAGAGACAACAACAAAUAGUAUGAAAUAUUCGUAUUUUCCUCUUCAACGCAUUCUCAAUGAACAUCCAAAUAUUUCAAAACCAGCAUUUCUUGAUACAUCUUUCAAGUUUUUCGCCACUGAAGGCAGAAAUACUGAGAGUGAAAUAGUGAUUGGUGAUAGUAGAGCUUAUCUUAUGCCUUUAUCAAUUGAGAUUGAUGAGGAUGAUAUCAUGAGCAACUUCGGUUUUAUCCUUAUCAACCGAUGUGAUCGUAGCACCAAUCAACUUUCGUGUACAAUUAAUGCAUCAAUCGAUUUGUUUAAUGCAGAGACAGUUUAUAAGACAUCACAACAGUUUCAUUCGAUGAUGCAUCAAUUAUCUAUAUUUCUUUACAGUCAACCAACGAAACCAAUCUAUGAACUAUCUUUAAUAUUGCCAAGAGAACGAUUAUUUCUACAAUCAAUAAACAAUACACAAAGAUUAUUUUCUUCUAGUAUUUGUGUUCACCAUGAAUUUAUAUAUCAAGCAAUGAAAUAUUCACAAAAACUAGCAGUUGAACUUGAUGAACAGUCAUUAACAUAUGCAGAACUUCUGUAUUAUUCUCAAUGCAUCUCUCUCUAUUUAUUAUACCAUUAUAAUGUAAAAUCUGGUGAUAUCGUCUGUCAAUGUGUGGAGCGUAGCUUAGCUAUGGUCAUUGGGAUAUUAGCGAUUGCUAUGGUUGGCGGUGUCUAUUGUCCGCUAUCACCACAAGAUCCUCCUCAACGAUUACAAGCCCUUCUCAAUCAAACACACAGUCGUUUAGUUAUGGUUCAUUUCUUUACAAAUUCCAUUUUUGAAAUCAAUGUUGUCAGAUUGAAUAUUGACACAGCUAUCACUAUCACUGAUAUUUACGUUGAUAUUAAUCUACACAAACUUUCAAAAGUAUCUGUAACACCAGAACAUAUUGUCUUCACAAUUUUCACUAGCGGUUCAACUGGCAUUCCAAAAGCAGUUCAAUUAUGUCAUCGAAAUUUUACUGAGUUUAUGCAUUCGUUUAUUUAUGCUGGUAUAUUGUCAAAAUGUGACACUAUAAUACAAAUGGCUCGAUGUUCUUUUGAUAAUCAUCUUCUAAGUCUUGUCGGUACAUUAAUUGCUGGAGGUACGUUAAUAAUGCUCCGACCAAAUGGUAAUAUGGAUUUAGAAUAUCUUGCUGAAGUACUUAAUCAAAAGCAAAUCACUGUUAUGCAUUGUGUUCCAUCUUUAUUGAAUAGUUUGUUUACUUUUAUCAAAGAGAAUAGACAUAGAUCAGCAGUGAAAUGGUUACGAUCCUUAUGUAGCGGUGGAGAGACUCUCAAUAUGAAAGUAGUUAGUAUAUUAAAAAGUUUGAUCACAAAUAAAUGUCAAAUUCGUAAUCAUUAUGGUCCAGCAGAAAUAACGAUUAAUUGUGCUUGCCAUGCAGUUGAUCUGGACAAAGAGCAGAUGAACAUUCCGAUAGGCCGGCCUCUUCCCAAUUAUCGAUGUUUAAUUGUAGAUGAGUUUUCACAAAAUGUCUAUGUUGGACAUGAAGGAGAAUUGCUCGUUGGAGGUGUUGGUGUCUUUACUGGAUAUCUUGAACGUGAUGACUUAUCAGCAAAAGUAUUGAUCAAUAUCAAUGAGCAAAUUUUCUAUAAAACAGGUGAUCUUGUUCAUAUGGACAAUAAGGGAUUAAUACAUUAUGUUGGUAGAAAAGACUAUCAGAUAAAACUACAUGGACAACGAAUUGAACUUGGUGAGAUCGAACGAUGUAUACUCAAGGUUCCAUCUAUAUCUACUUGUGUUGUUAUGAAAUGGAAUGAUGAUUAUUUAGUUGCAUAUGUUCAAAAUUCUGACAUUAAUGAACAGGAAUUGCGUGAACAUUGUCAAUCACAUCUUCCACCACAUAUGAUUCCAUCGGUAUUCAUUAUACUUGAGAAACUACCUUUAAAUGCAAAUGGAAAAGUAAACAGAAAACUUCUUCCGCCACCUCACUUCUCAUCAAUACAUCUCACAAACAGUAUAGAACUAUUACGACCAACGAAUGAUAUUGAGGUUAGUAUUCAUCAUAUUUGGUGUGAGACGUUUAAACAAAAUCAAAUCUCAAUGAAUACAAAUAUAUUUACUAUUGGUGGUCAUUCAUUACUUAUCAUGCAACUGUUUCAUCGAUACAAGAUCGAAUUUCGUUUAGAAACUAAUGCUCUUUUUAUUACUGAUCUAUUUCAACGUCCAACAAUUAUCGAUCAUGCCCAACUCAUUCAGCAAUCUAUUAAUACCAUUCACACUCUCUAUGAUUAUCCUUGGUCUUCAUUACAUCUCAUUCAAGCUAGGGCAUCAUUUGCACAAGAACGAAUCUAUUUAGAUGAACAAAUUCGUUUUUCAUCUAACAAAACAAUAAUGAAUAAUAUGUAUGUUAUUCCAUUACUUUAUCGUAUAUCAUCUAUAAAUGAUCAUAUAUCAACUACUCGAUUACAUCAUGCAUUUCAAAGAGUGAUCACAAAACAUAAUAUUCUUCGAACGGCACUUUAUAUUGAUGAAACAAAUGGUAAUAUUAUACAACAUUGUUUAGAUGCAAAUAUUAUUCUUAAUGAUCAUAUGAAAUCAUAUGCAUUCGCACUUGUCAAUCUUCAUAAUGAUGAUCGUCGUCAUAUGAAUGAAAUCAUUGCAGAAAUAAUAAAUCAAUCUGAUUUAUUUGAUUUAUCAAAAGGACAUAUUAUCAAUUGUCAUGUUCUUCGUCGUGAUCAAUCCAAUCAUUUAUUCAAUCAGAAUAAUGAUCUAUUGACUAAAAAUGAUCUAAUAUUGUUUACCAUUCACCAUGCUUGUUUUGAUGGAGCAUCGACAUCAAUGUUCAUUCAUGAUCUUUCUGUUGCUUAUCAAUCUAAUGAGUUGCUUUCUAUAGAUGAUAAUUCAUUACAAUAUAUUGACUAUUCGAUUCAUGAACAUAUAAUGGAUAUGACAGUAUCUCAAGAGUUUUGGCAAUUCGAACUCAAAGGAUAUAAUCUGACUCGUCAAUUAUCCUUACCUGUUGAUCGACAACGUUCAUCAACUAAUCAACAACGAUCAGGUUUAGCUUCUUCAGCUCAAAUCACUUUUGACGAUGAAAUAUGUGCAUCAUUUCUAAAUUAUGCAUCAUCACAUCAUCUCACACUCUUUCAACUUGGAUUAUCCAUAUUUUAUGUCUUCCUAUUCAAAUUAGCUCAUGGUGAGAGCGAUUUAUGUAUUUCUACUAUCAAUGCUAAUCGAUAUCGAAGUGAAUUAGUGAAUAUGAUAGGAAUGUUUGUUUCAACAUUACCAUAUCGUGCUGAGCUUGAUCCUCAUUGGUCAUUUGAUAAAGCAGUCAAAUAUGUACAAGAAAAAUGUUUAUCAAUUCUUGAACAUUCUCAUUAUCCGCUUCAAUAUAUUCUUGCUGAUUUACAUGUCACUAAAUCAAAUAUAUCAUUUCUUGAAACAAUGUUUGAUUUCAUCACUAUAUCAGAAGAUGUUAGUGGGUUAUGUUUGAAUGGUGUUAAUCUAGAACAAGUGUCGUUAAAUGACUCAUAUGAAAUAGCUAAGUUUGACUUCUCAUUGACAUUUGUACACAAUCCAUCAUCAGAUGGUAAUCAACUGUCUUGUUGUUUUGUUUGUUCAAGUGAUAUAUUUGAUGCAACAACAGCUGCCGUAAUAGGUCGAAGAUUGAAAUAUCUUUGCGAGCAGAUUUUUGAUAGUAAAUCAAGGAACAGCUUGAUGUAUGGAUAUAGUAUAUCGAUCAGCAAACUUUCUCUUAUUCUACAUGAAGAAAGUGAAGAAA